Molecule: messenger RNA, 2754 nt
Organism: Rana temporaria (common frog)
Lineage: Eukaryota; Metazoa; Chordata; Amphibia; Anura; Ranidae
Gene: ANKS3
Product: ankyrin repeat and sterile alpha motif domain containing 3
Exons: 17
Coding region: 378-2315 (645 amino acids)
Cellular component (GO): cilium
Molecular function (GO): protein binding
Source: RefSeq, a predicted model, not a curated record
UACGAGAGAGAAACUACAGCGACAGAAUGACAAAUAAAAUAGAAUUGUAUAAUAUUCUCAUAUGAAAUUCCAGCAUAUGGCUUAAUGAAAGAUUAAUAAACUAACGACACACCUGUCAGGACAAAGUUUUCUGGCCUGCUAUUGGUCAGAUUGUUGUGGAUUGGAAAUCUCUGGGAUGCUAUUGGCUAGUGCGCCCGCCAAUCAAAGGGAGGACGGAGCAGAAGUUGAAGAAUGCUGGGAAAUGUAGUAGGCAAAAAGUUUUCAACUUGAAAGUUUGUAGUCGGGAGAAAACUACAAAUCCCAGAGUGCUGUGCGGGGGAAGGGAGGCUGAAGGCUGUGUAGGUGGAAGAGAGGAUACAUAAACUAGCUGUGGCGCGAUGGCGAGCGAGCUAAGUGAUGAAUCCAGUGAGUCGGAGAUGUUGAGCCGCAGUCUGUCCAUGUGGUACGGGGAGCCAUUGGAUGGACAAGAGUUGCCUUUGGAUCUUCAUACAGCGGCUUCUAUAGGACAGUAUGACGUUGUUCAGAGCUUUGUGUGCCGAAGGGAUGUAGACCUGAACCAGAAAAAUCUGGGCGGAUGGACACCACUCAUGUAUGCUGCUUACAUUGGUCACGAUGCGGUGGCGAGCCUCCUCCUGGAAGCCGGGGUAGAUGUGAACUGCAGGACCUCCAGUGGACAGACCCCUCUGAUGCUAGCCGCCAGCUGUGGGAAUGAGAGGGUGGCUUCUUUUCUGAUACAGCACAAGGCUGAGCUGGAGGCGAGGGAUGCUCGUGGUUGGACGGCUCUGUUUCACUGCACUAGUGCCGGACACCAGCGGAUGCUGCGAUCCUUACUGGAGAAUGGGGCCAAUGCAGAUUUUAAGGAGCCAGUAUAUGGGUUCACUCCGCUCAUGGAGGCUGCAGCCUCAGGACAUGAAAUCAUAGUGCAGCAUCUACUAAACCAUGGGGUGAAGGUGAUGGAGGCAGACCAUAAUGGAGAUACUGCUAGAAUGCUGGCGGCAAGAUAUGGCUAUUCAAGGAUAGUUUCUCUACUGGACUCCUAUCGCAUCCGUGGGUCCCGACUCCAUAGCAAGGGAUCAGCCCAUCAGGAAGAUCUUAGUUCAUCUGAUGAGUCUUCUUCCACCCCCUACCGGCCAAGACCACAGAGGAAGACUAAAGGUCCCAGCAUUCAUGAUGGGCCCCAAGCCUUGGCAAAGAUAACUAGCGGAGGAGGUGCGCAUGGCCGGCCUGGAUAUGCACCAGGCCCACCUCAGGGGUAUGUCACUUUUACUGAACUUGAUUCUGAGGCAGCGGGGUCGGACAAUGUGCGCUAUCGGGACGUCACCUCCCCCAUCAAUGACUGCGAUGUGGAGAGCAACGGGAGCAGUAAAGAAGAGGGAGGUGUCGGUAGAAAACGGAGCAGUAGCAGUGAAGGUGUGUCUCUGAACACGGGUGUGAGUAGUGAGGCCUCAGUUGAGAGUAAUGAGGAUUCUGACCCAGCUGUGGAAACCUCUAGCAGGAAGCAUGGCAAGAUGCACUCCAAAGGCAGACCGCGCAAUGGAGAUGUCCACAACAACCCUGGGCCCUCAAACUGCAGAGUCUCCAACUCGCAGCCUGAUCCAGAUAUUCCUUGCUAUACCGGGCCUAAGGACCUGGCAGAGCUGCUGGAGCAGAUUGGCUGUUCCAAGUACCUUCCUGUAUUCCAGGAGCAAGAUGUGAAUCUGCGGAUCUUCCUCACUCUGACAGAGCCUGACCUGAAGGAAGUGGGCAUCACCUUGUUUGGACCAAAGAGAAAGAUGACAUCUGCCAUUGCUCGCUGGCAUAGUUCUGCCCGUCCUCCAGGGGAUGCCUUGGAACAGGCCUAUGCUGAUCAUCUGGAAGCUGAGAUGCAAGAGUUGGCCAUACAGCUCCACAAGAAGUGUGAAGAAACUGAGCUCUUGAAAGGACAAGUUGACCAGGAAAGGGAACUCCGAGCCGUGGCCGAGAGCUGCCUCAUGGAGCAGGAGACAAAAUAUAGGAGUGUUCGCUGCCAGCUGGAAUCCACCUGUAACCUGGCCACGGAAACUCAGAGGGCAGUCACUCAGCUCAGGAUUUUCCAGGAAGAGCUAUCUCAUCGCCUGGGAAAAGCAAACUCCAUAAGAACGCGUACAACUCCUUCCAAACCAGCAGGACCUCAUGCUGGAAAUGGAGCCUCACUGAAGUCUAUGAGCAUGCUGGAGCUGUCAUCCUCGCUGGAGGAAAGCACUGUCAUACUGGAAAAGACAGUCCGAUCAGUACAGGAAAACCUGGAAAAGCUGAGAUCAUCCGAUAAAGGACGACACAAAUGGCCAGACCCCUGAGUGAUGAGGGGCCAUUCUUACUAUACCUCAGACGAUGGGUGAUGUUUUCCACCCCGAAGAUGACAGACCCCAGGGCACGGUGCCCACAGUAGCCCUGACCCUGCUCUCCUCAGCUUGGCGGGCCAACUGGAACUGGGCACCUCUUGGUCCUUGGGUUGAUGAUGUUGGACUGCAACUCAUGGUGAUAAUCUACUGAAAUGUAAGGAAGAAGACGCAGCAGUGAAGGCCAACAAUCUUGAUGCUUGUUGAUGGAAGAGACCGGGAUGGUCUACAAGACUGUUUGUUUUAUUGGAAAGUCUGACAAGCCUGACUGAGCAUUUGGUUGCUGGAUAAUCCUCAUUCUGCAAGUGGCAGAUUUUUAAGUGAUACAGCAUUUCUUUUGGGGACUUUUUUUUUUUUUUUCUAUUUUUAUCAGAUCUCUGUUUCUGAUAAAGACACU